AUGGGUGGUGCGAUUCAUCGCGGCACACGCUUUUUGCGUAUGUACAACAUCGAUAAUCGAGUGGAUCGAGUGCUUGCAAAAGAAAAGCCAGCACCUGCUCCACGACACCCAACUGAACAACAAAUUUUACAAUCGUCCAAUGCGGAAAAUAAUAUUGUAUCUGAGGUUGUCCAUAAAAAAAAUGAACAAUUAUUAGAGCAUUUACACGAUGUUAAAGUUUACUCUUCCGGAGAUAAUCCAGUUAUACGCCGUGUGAACGACGCAAGUAGCCAUUCAUCGAUACCACCAUUAUUGAAUCGUGUUGAAGAACCAAUCGAUGAAAACAGUGCUGAUAGCGCAUUUGGUUAUAUCGAACCUCAACGUAUUCAUCCCGGUCGAGUAUCAUUACGUCAGUUUCUUGCAUACCUUCAAAAUCAUCGUGAUUCGCCGCAAGAAUAUUCUAUCGAACGUUUCACUGAAAUGUAUACAAUUAAACCUGAAAUAGCACAACAACUGUUCAAAUAUCAUAGCUUAUUGGCUUUGCAAGAAGUUGCUCGUCAGCAGAGUAGAUCUCCCGUUCGACCGCCUCAUGUUGCUGCAGCCGAAGUUUUCGGCAUUGAAGCUGAAUCACGUAGAAAGCCCGGCCCUGAAACAGGCAUUUCUUCGAAAUUUUGA
Molecule: messenger RNA, 654 nt
Organism: Adineta ricciae
Lineage: Eukaryota; Metazoa; Rotifera; Eurotatoria; Adinetida; Adinetidae
Source: the annotation of a GenBank genome assembly